Molecule: messenger RNA, 2623 nt
Organism: Rhodamnia argentea
Lineage: Eukaryota; Viridiplantae; Streptophyta; Magnoliopsida; Myrtales; Myrtaceae
Product: serine/threonine-protein kinase-like protein CCR4
Exons: 1
Coding region: 77-2416 (779 amino acids)
Biological process (GO): protein phosphorylation
Molecular function (GO): protein serine/threonine kinase activity; ATP binding
Source: RefSeq, a predicted model, not a curated record
GCUUCAAAAAAGAGGCUCAGACCCAUGUGUAAUCCGACCCCAACAUGAGAUUACCAAGCCCGUUUCUCCAUUUCCUAUGGCUCACUUCCUCAGGAAACUCCACUCCCUGCUCAGCUUGAUCGUCUUCUUCUUCUUGUUCUUGUUCCUCGCGCCGCCGUUUGCUUCGCGGGUCGCCUCGCUCUCGACCUUGUCGAUUUCCGAGACUUCGAACCAGACGUUGGUCUGUGCUCUUAUAAAGCCUCCAGGACGGAGACCGUUUCUCAACUGUACCAGCUUCCCGGCGGGAAUUCGAAUUCCUGUCAAUCCCAACGCUUCCUUUGCGGGCGUCGUCGGCGGGGACGGGUUCCUGUGCGGCUUGAGAGGUGGUUCUUUGUCGCCGACGUCGGUCCUGGGUUGCUGGAGAUUCUCCGCCGCCAAUGGCACCAACGUGCGCUACAAGCGCAUCUACAAGGGUCCUCCGGUGACGGAGCUCGAUUCCGGAGAUGCUCACGUGUGUAGUCUCGCCAAUGGGACUAGCCGGCUUGAGUGCUGGCAGUGGCCCGGAUGGGAUCGGACCAGGGUCCCGGACGACUGGUCCAGUGUCGCUGUGGGUGGGGAUUAUGCAUGCGGCCUGAUGGGCACUGGGAAGAUCGCAUGCUUCGGGGACAAUGCCCGCGUCGUGCAUAAUUGGCCGAACGGGAGCUUCAGAGCGGUUGCGGCUGGGUCUGGGUACGCCUGCGCCAUCUCGUGGGAUAACACUAACAGUCUGGAGUGCUGGGGAGAUGGGGCGGCCAAGAUCGAGCCACCGCAAGGGGACUUCGUGUCGGUGGCCCUGGGAGAGAACAGGAGCUGCGCAUUGGGGUCGAACAGCAGGGUCAAGUGCUGGGGGCAGAGCAAUUUUAGCUUGCCGGAACACUUGACAGACGCAUACUUCGUAGCCAUCAAAGCCAAGCGCCGUGUUUUUUGCGGUGUCUUGGCCUCCAACUAUUCCUUGUGCUGUUGGGGCAAUGAGCACUUCGACUCCAUGCCCGGUUCCAUGGUGUUCGAUAACGUGCUGCCCGGACCGUGCCAGAGCCAAUGUCCUUGCGGCCCUUUGCCGGGCUACGGCAUCUUGUGCGAGCAAGGAUACGUGUGUCUCCCUUGCAAAGCUUCGGCACCAGUGGUUCACCCUCCAUCGCCAGGGCCAGCACCGCCACCCGUUCGGUCUAGGGGCUUAGAUGGGAAGCUGGUGGUGUUCCUGGUGGUGGGAUGCGUGGGAUCGGCUUCUUUGCUCUCGCUCUUCGGUUUCUUGCUGUUCAGAUACUGUAAGGGGAGGGUGUGCCGCGUCCAUGAUUCGGGCCGCAUCGAAGAGACCUCGAGCCCAGAUCAGACUAGGCCCCCGCCGCCCCAGCCUCGGCCACUGGAGAAGCGGCUGAGCCAUUUGGUCAGCAUGGACUCCCACCUGGAGGAAUUCCCCUUGCAAGUGCUCGCCCGUGUCACCAAUGGAUUCGCCCAAGAGUUCAAGAUUGGGACGGGAAGCUUCGGCUCGGUCUACCGUGCUACACUGGACGACGGACGAGAAGUGGCCAUCAAGCGAGCAGAGACAUCGACAGCAGCAUCGCCGCUGCAUUUAGGUGGUGGCGGCGGCCCGAGCGCCAGGAGGCAAACCGAAGACAUAGACAGGGCAUUUCUCAACGAGCUCGAGUCUCUGUCCCGCCUCAACCACAAGAAUCUCGUGAAGCUAUGCGGAUUCUGCGAAGACGGCAACGAGUUGAUAUUGGUCUACGAGUAUAUGCACAACGGUUCGCUCCACGACCAUCUCCACAGGAUUCCAGAAUCCCCGCUCGAUUCGUGGGCGGCUCGUCUCAGAGUAGCCUUGGACGCAGCUCGCGGCAUCGAGUACCUUCAUGUCUAUGCAACUCCCCCCGUCAUCCACCGCGACAUCAAGUCUUCCAACAUUUUGCUCAACAAAAGCUGGACAGCCAAGGUUUCUGAUUUCGGACUCUCUCUUAUGUGCCCCGAAGACGACAACUCCCACCUCUCACUCCACGCUGCGGGAACAAUUGGCUACGUGGAUCCCGAGUACUAUCGGCUCCAACAUCUCACAUCUAAAAGCGACGUGUACAGCUUCGGAGUCGUUCUGCUCGAGCUAUUGUCAGGGUACAAGGCUAUCCACAACAACGAAACCGGCGUGCCGAGGAACGUGGUGGACUUUGUGAUUCCCUACAUAUUGCAAGACGAGAUUCACAGGGUCCUAGACCGGAAGGUCUUGCCACCGAACCCUUUUGAAAUAGAAGCUGUGAGGUACGCAGGAUACUUAGCUGCAGAUUGCGUGAGUUUGGAAGGCAAAGAUCGCCCGUCGAUCACAGAAAUUGUAUAUAGCUUGGAAAGAGCUCUGGCUGCAUGUUCGGCCCGUCCCCUCCUCUCUCGGUCUUCGACGGAAUCCUCGACGUCUUAGUUGUCCUCGUAGCUCGACUUUGCCAUUACCGAGCCAAAUGUGUAGAGAACACCAUUCUUUCUUAAUUCUUUCGAUGUCUACCAUCAAUUCUUUUUGUACCGUUACAUUCUUUCCUUUCUUUGAUUCAUAGGAGAAUAAGGUAAUGGAUGUUUCUCCAACAUGCCAUGUACCAAUGCAAUGCAAUGCAAUGACGAGACAUAAUUCCUG